UGGUAUGCGCACAUUGGCCACCAGGUGCAGGCUAACACAAAUACAUGUACUGUACCAUACAGUGCCUCGAGAUAUACCAGUUCACAAGAUUGUUUUAAAACUGCUAACAUGUACACUCAAUGAAAAAUAUGACAGGUGAUCAACUUACACAAUAACCCAGUGAAAAAGAUGACAUGACUUCCGUUGCGGUUUUCCAAGCACAGCCGUGUUGAGAUCUCAGCUCAGACAUGAUUGAAGAUUGAAAAUUGUUCUGUUUUUACUAACCUGAGUUUAUUCAUCUGGUCAAUAAAGAAAAUAAGAUGAGCAGCAGGAUCUGUGGAACAAUGAGCCCAUGGCAAGGCACUUCUCUUUGCAGCCGUGGUUCAACACAAACCUUGGUCGGCGAUGGAUUGAGGCGAGAAUGGUGAGGAUCAUUUGACUGAGGCCUAAAAAGUACUUCACAUAUUGUGGGCAAAGAUUCAAAUGGACAGUGUGAGACCCUGAUGCAAAGAACCUCGUUUUCUGGAAUGUGCCAAGUAUAGAAAAGAAAGUAUUUUUAAUAUUAAUAGUAUCAUUUGAAGUUGUACACAGUAAGAGUUUCUUCUUUUUCGGUGAAAUCCUUAUUUGGCCGGUAGAAUUAAAACAACCAGCUGAUUACAAGGGUAGUGUUGCAAUUCUUUCUAUGAUUCAAAGGUGUUGAGUUGGGAUUUGAGUUAUUUUAUUUUAUGAUUAUUAUUGUAGUUGGAGCAUUGUAUCUGCAGAGGGCAGUGCUAGGCGAUGUUUACUUUAACACUACCGGAAAUAUAUGAAAGAAGUCGACUGGUCGCUUGCAGUACAAAUGUGAUUUUUCCUUCCAGUGGACUUCCGCGAGUCCCACAUUUGUCGCUCGGACAGCAGCGGCAGCGCGACCCUCUCCAUGGCCGUCGGACGUCUGCAUGACCUCUUACGGUGUCUUCGAGCAGGUAGUCCCCGCUCCGUCAUCCACUGGUGCCAGACGCCAUUAUGCCCCCCGUCGGCGUUUCGCGACGCCAGCAACAGCAGUAGCAGCAGCAGACUUGUGGGACGCCGAGGGCGAAACGGAACCAGUAGGAAUGAAGACAGCGAUGAAGAAGACUCGAUCAUGGAGGAAGUGGAGGACAAACUCGGCGCUUUGCUGGAAGAGGGUGUCAGGAAGCGGAAGACGAUCAAAUACAACAUAAUGCGCAGAAAGAUGACUCCGUCAGGAGCCCCGGAAAGGAACUUGACUUGGGAGGCCAUGGAGACCAUCAGGUAUCUAAAGCGAGAGCAUCCAGAUGAGUGGACAGUGGCGCGUCUGUCCGAAGGCUUCUCUGUCAGCCCCGAUGUGAUCCAAAGGGUGGUACGCACCAAAUUUAGCCCGGCGCCUCACAGGAGAGCUCAGCAGGACGCAAAGGUGAGAUCCAGGCUCCAGCAUCCAGAAUUGUCUUCGGGGGCCACCGGGAUUGAUCAAAGCCAACCGGGUCUGCACGCGGAGCACUCCUUACGUCGGCUCUCGGCUCCUGGGAAACCGGAAGCCGCUUUGGUUCCCGUGACUGUAGAUUUGGAUGCACCCGCGCCGAAAGCUCCCAUUCUGGUUCCAGUGACGCAAACGAGCCCUAAAGAUGCUGCAGCGCCCACAAUAUGGCCGGGCCAGGAAGGCUCAGGUGACGCCGAACAAGACGAGACGUGGGAUGGGCAGGUGUUAUCUGAGGAAGAGCUUGAGAAGUUUAUGGACAUUAAGCCGGCGCCUGUGCUUCGAGUUGGAAAUGAUUUCUUUGAUGGAAAUGGCCAUUUUUUGUACAGAGUAUAAUGAGCACAAGAAAUACUGGAUACAACAGAUGUUGAUGUAAGAUGAUAAGAGAAAAGCAAACGCCAAAAGGUAUGAAAACUGACAAAAAAAAAUGUAGGUGAGUUAUCAAGGAAUUUCUUGGCCCCCACAGAAUCUUUAUUUUAACAAAAAUUAAGCAAAUCUGGAAGACUGAAGAGUAGAAUAAGGCAAAAUAAAUUUUCUUCAUGCAGAAAAGUAUUAACACCCCUCAAGUACAUGUUUGUGGAUAAAUAAGAAAAAUUUAAUUUGUCUCCUCUUUCCUUUUUUUGUGCUUCUGGAUCCUACCUGAGCCCACUUCAAAGUGGGCCACAUCAACAGCAUCUUCCUCAUUCCAGAAAAGAACUAAAAAGAAUUUCCAUUUCACUUCCGUUUUCAAUGACCAACUUCAAAGGCUAAUUCCAAAUGCAGCCGCCAGGCUAAUAUUAAGUACAGUAUUUUUGAGAAAUUAGUUCAAUUGUGUUGACAUAAUUCUUAACAUCAAUCCAUCACAUAAUAAAUUAAAGAAUGACAUCCAUAAACUAAAUGGAUAAUUGUGUGUGGGCUUCCAAAUUAAUCCACGAUAUACAAGCAGAUUCUUUUUGUCAUUGUUACGUGUGUUUUGCUGUUCAACCAGGGCCACGACCCGCAGCACCUCAAUGCAAAAAUACAAAUAAUGACAGUCUGGUCUGGUUAGGAAAAAUGUAGCAAUAGAGGAUGUCCGUUCCAGAGGUGGGGAGAGGGACCAAAUGUUUGACUCAAGUAAAAGUAGUUGGUAUUUGACCAUAAUGUGACUCAGGAAAAAAAAAAAAAAACAACUUGGAAAAAAAGAGUCAAAAGUACACAUUGAAGUAAUUGCUCAAGCACCAACUAAAAAGCACAAACAAAAAUAAUUUUGCACCCCAAGAAAACCUCACAUCUGUAUGAUUCGCGUAAGUGUCCCAUUUUAAGUUCAAAGCUGCACAUGUUGCCGAUAGGAGUAAUUUGAAUGUACGUAGUAAAGGUCAUGUGAAAUAAAGUACUAGAGUAUACCUUGACUUACAAGU
Messenger RNA from Syngnathoides biaculeatus (alligator pipefish), 2826 nucleotides. RefSeq names its product neugrin, neurite outgrowth associated (gene ngrn). The transcript is spliced from 4 exons. NCBI's taxonomy places the organism in Eukaryota, Metazoa, Chordata, Actinopteri, Syngnathiformes, Syngnathidae. Gene Ontology annotation, cellular component: nucleus. Bases 896 to 1786 code for a protein of 296 amino acids. The record is from RefSeq and is a predicted model, not a curated record.